GCGCGUUAGCGUCACCCGGUGACGUCAACUCGGUCCACUGUUCCCGCAGAAUUCGCGUUGCGAUCUUCCAGCCUUCUAGAAAGGCGACUUUUUCACGCGCUCUGAUUGGCCACAUCCAAGGUCGCGGUUUGGAGCAACCAUUUUGAGUUUGCCGUCGCACGAGCAUCAUGACGUUUACCUUCCGCCCGCUCACGCUCGCCGAGGCUCAAGCUGCCCACGCCAUCGAAGUCGCUUCGUACCCGGCGGACGAGGCCGCGUCGCUUGACCAGAUCCGCAAGCGCAUCCAGGAAGCUGGCGCGUACUUUGUCGGCGCCUAUAACGGCGACGCCAAACUCGUGGGCUUUGUCAACGGCACGCUCACGGCGCAUCGCGAGCUCGAGGAAGAGACCAUGUCGCGCCACGACCCGCGCGGGCAGUACCUCUGCAUCCACUCGGUGGUGACGGACCCGUCGAUCCGCCGCCAGGGCCUCGCGACCAAGCUCCUCAAGGCGUACGUCCGCCGCGUCCUGGACGAGCCGCAUGUGCUCGCGAUCCUCCUCAUCGCCAAGCCGUAUCUGGUGCACUUUUACAUCUCGUGCGGUUUUACCGUCACGCGCUUGUCGCCGGUCGUCCAUGGCAAGGACGCGUGGAUGGAGCUCGUGCUUGACUGCACGGCUGCGCGCCAGCUCGACGUUGUCGUCGUCGACGCCUUUGCGACGACGCCGUACGAAGGCAACCCCGCGGCCGUCGUCGUCAUGAGCUGCCGCCAGUUUGACGCACCGGGCGUCGACCACUGGAUGCAGCAAGUGGCCAUGGAGCGCAACUUGAGCGAAACCGCGUACGUGGCGCCGCUGAGCGAAGCACAUGUCGGGCAGAACGAGUACCGCCUGCGGUGGUUCACGCCAGGCGUCGAGAUCGACCUCUGCGGCCACGCGACGCUCGCGACCGCGCACGUGCUCUACGAAGAUGGCCACUGCGCCAAGUCGGACCCGAUUCGCUUCCACACCCGGAGUGGCGUCUUGACGACGCGCUACACGACGCUCGAGGACAAGACGACGCCGGCCAUCACGAUGGACUUUCCUGCGUCGGCCAAGACCGAACACGACGCUGCUUGGCGCGAGGCGACCAAGUCCGUUCUCCUCUCGGCGCUCCGCGUCUCGACCACCGACGUCCUCGCACUCGAGCAGUAUGGUCCGAGCUUCAUUUGCCAGCUGACGCCGGCGGCGUUCGAGUCUGUUGUGGUGGACUUUGGUCUCAUCGCAUCCCUCAAGUCGCACUCGGUCAUUAUCACGUGCAAGGCGCCGACCGACUCGGGCUUUGACUUCUUCAGCCGCUUCUUCGCGCCCAACUGCGGCGUCAACGAAGACCCGGUGUGCGGCAGCGCGCACUGCGCGCUGGUGCCGUUCUGGAACGACCACCUGCCGCAGACGCAGCAGACAUUUGUCGCCCGCCAAAAGAGCCAGCGCGGCGGCACGUUGCGACUCCGCAUCGAGGACGGACGCGUCUUCAUCACGGGCACGGCCGUCGUGACGCUGCGCGGCAAGAUGCUCGAGUAGGCAGCUGGUGCAACACUCUCCAUCAUCCCUUGCGAAUACAUUCGUAUCCUUUUGCGAUAGUACUACAGUGGUAUUGACAUGGCAGCAGACGCUAUCUCUGUGUCAUCUAGGCAGCGGGGUAGGGUUGCAUGCAGCUGUUCUAUCCGUGGUUCGACCAUCUCGUUGUUCAGUGGCCUUGUCGUCAUGAGCCCCGUUGGUGGCGGCUGGCACGAAGUUAUUGCUGCUUCAGGAGGCUCCGACAGAAAGACUCGAGAGCUUGCAGUCGAUGGGGUCGCGGGACGAUGCAGACAACGCAAAUAAGAGUGAGAGAUGCAUCGUUGUUUCAUCGUUUACUGCUUGUACUCGUUG
Saprolegnia diclina VS20 is the source of this 1883-nucleotide messenger RNA. RefSeq lists its product as hypothetical. Lineage: Eukaryota; Oomycota; Saprolegniomycetes; Saprolegniales; Saprolegniaceae. The coding region runs from base 168 to 1535 and encodes 455 amino acids. The record is from RefSeq and is a predicted model, not a curated record. Gene Ontology annotation, cellular component: cytoplasm. Gene Ontology annotation, molecular function: acyltransferase activity, transferring groups other than amino-acyl groups; isomerase activity. Gene Ontology annotation, biological process: biosynthetic process. The transcript has 5 exons.